Messenger RNA from Tuber aestivum (summer truffle), 1985 nucleotides. The record is from the annotation of a GenBank genome assembly. NCBI's taxonomy places the organism in Eukaryota, Fungi, Ascomycota, Pezizomycetes, Pezizales, Tuberaceae.
AUGCCUCUGUCAGCAAUAUUUAGGUCCCUACAGAGCAAUCGGCCGGAUGCCUACCAGGCCGUGAAGGGGGGCCUGGGCCUUCGGCUGUGGGAGAUUGUGGUGAAUUAUUGGGAUCUAGGGUUCACUGCUUUCGGUGGCCCUCCAGUGCAUUUUCAGAUUAUGCGCAAGAGAUUUGUGGAUGGUGAGCAUGGAAGGAUUCCUUGGAUUGAUGAACAAACUGUGAGUCUUUGUCUUUGGGUAGUUGUUGGGAGCGCUGUGCUGAUUUGGGUACCGGUAGUAUCAAGAGUUGUUUGCGAUCUGCCAGGCACUACCCGGACCGGGGAGCACAAAGUUUGCCUUUUGUGUCGCUUUGAUACAUGCUGGAUUUAUUCCGGCUGUCCUCGCAUUCCUCAUCUGGAGGUUUGUUUGAGUAUGCUCCGAUUCUAAAGUUCGUCUAAUGAGUUUUAGCCUUCCGGGCGCAGUUGGUAUGUUUGCUUUGGCUCUCGGGGUUGAGAGAAUAGACGAGGUUCUUCCAAACCUAGUUUAUGCCCUACUAUCUGGCCUCAAUGCCAGCACGGUUGGUAUUAUCGCCGUGGCGGCUGUCCAGGUAACACCCUCGUCUCUAUUUUUAAUUAGCUUGGCUGACUGAUCGCCUUAGCUCGCGGAAAAAUCUAUCACGGAUCCUCUUACCCGUAUGCUUGUCAUACUGGGAGCGUGUGCCGGACUUCCGUAUAAUGCACUAUGGUACUUUCCGGUAUUGAUGGCCAUUGGAGGCACGGUCACCGUCUUCUGGGAUCUUUGGGGACGUGCCAAGUUUGGCCGUAUGAGGGCUCGGUUCAGCCGGAAAAACAGGAACGAACAAAGGGAGGCUGAGGAGUCUACUGCAUCCGGUGCUGUCCCGCUGGAAACCAGAAGCCCUACUCGGGACGGGGGUCUCCAGAGACGGGCAGCCGGCCGUGUUGAGGCAAGCGGGGCAGCAACAGCUCAAACGCCGAGAAACUCGGUGGAGGAGAUUAUACCCGAGGGGAAUGCGACUCCACAACCUCAGGGAAUUGACACCGUUUCCCAUGGUAUUCCGGUGAAGGUCGGGAUUUUGAUCAUCAUUGGAUUUUUUGGUAGUUGUCCUCCUCGAACCUUUGGCGGGUUACACUGACGGAAUUUAGUCUCCUUCAUUGCUUUGAUGACUGUCCGUGGACUCGAUAACACUCCAUUGGAGUUCGACCUGUUUGCGAAUAUGUAUCUUGCCGGAACCAUUAUAUUUGGUGGAGGGCCAGUCGUCAUUCCGCUUCUCCGUGAAUACGUCGUCGAGCCCGGAUGGGUUUCGUCCCGUGACUUCCUUCUUGGCCUUGCUAUCAUCCAAGCUUUCCCUGGACCAAACUUCAAUUGUGAGUCCACUAUCCCCUCCUCCUCUCCCCACCUACACCCGGUUAACAAUUCUUUAGUUGCAGUAUAUCUCGGAGCCCUUACACUCAAUCGUGAUUCGUCCUCUGUUCUUGGCGCCUUCUUAGGGUAUCUAGGAAUCUUCUUCCCAGGAAUCACCCUCUCCAUCGGUGUUCAAUCAAUUUGGCGAGUCCUACGAACCAAACCGGCCGUUGUCUCGUUGCUCCGUGGUGUGAACUCCACAGCUGUGGGCCUCGUCUUCACCGCAGUGUAUCGGCUUUGGGAAAUCGGAUAUCUGCAAGGCGGCCAAGAGGGAAGCGGAAGCCUAGGAUUAGACCCCUGGUGGGUCGUGGUAGCAGCCGUGACUUUUUCGAGCGUCCAGUGGUGGAAUGUGCCGCCGCCGGUCGCGAUUCUUGGAGGCGCUAUCGGAGGAAUCGCCUGGUGGGGCGUUGUGCGGUAGAUAUAUGUUAGCAAGUCGGUGCAAAAUAAUUGGUUGUAAUCAGGCGAAGUAAAGUCAUAUGUAACUUCUUACUUGUAGAUAAAGGCCUAAAUUUAACUGCGGCGGCAGGCCCCGCGAUACGGUAUCGUAAUGGUUAGUUGGUAGCCGAAAUUCAUUCCUUGAUUGU